GGCUCUGAAAAAAUUUCAAAAUGCGAUAUUCAUGGUAAUAGACUUUUUAAAAUAAUGGAAGUGAUUCAAUUUAUGCUUUUGGUGGAGCAUGGGCUAUUGGCAACCACAUCAGCUGUUUUGAUAUUUUAAAUAAAAGAAACUCUACUUCUACGCUUUUAACAAUAAUAAACAAUAUAAGUUUAAACAAAAAAUUAGAAUCAUUCCAAAAUGGAGCAUAAGAUUAUACUAAAAUGUCGAACUUGUUUGGAAGACAAUGAAGAGGGGAAUAUGUUUGAGUUAUUUACCGAAAACGAAAUAGGCACAAGCAGGCCGCUAAAAAAAUUCAGGCUUAACACGAAAAUUGAAUAUUGCUGCGGUGUACGAAUACGAGAAUCAUCGGAUAUGCCAUCUAAGAUUUGUUGGAAAUGUUUUGAAACGAUUAGAAUGUGGUAUAAUUUUCAGCAAAUGUGUUUUAAUUCACAGCUCUACUUAGAAAGCCUAUGUGAAGAUAGGAUGCGGCCGGAAGGCACAGAUGAUGCAGAAUAUUUAGAGUAUCUUAUGGAAGAGUUACAAGUGCAACGUGAUAAGAUAAAUAGCGCUACAGAUAUUGUUGAAUCCGAUACUGACCUCGAUGAUGCGGAUGGUUUGGAUUUAAUAUUAAAUGAAGAUGUUGAUGAUGAAUAUAUCGAAUCAGAAAAUGAUUUAGACCGAAGCAUAAAAGAAGAGCGGCAACACACAGAAGCUAAAAAUGUUGAUCAAGCAGAAAAAAAUGUUCAAGAAAAACUACUUGCAGACACAGAAAAUACAAAUACAAUAAUCAGUGGAGGAUCACAAAAUCGGCCAAGCUCAACAAAAGUAUGUAAAAAAAGAAAUACUAUCGAAAGACGUAUGUAUCGUCCACCCAGUCCAACAUCUUACAUGUGCUAUGUUUGUGGGAAUGUAUAUAAUAAGAAGGCUACAUUUGCUUAUCAUAUGUCGCAACACAACAACAUUAAACCACACGAGUGCGAGCUCUGUGGCAAGUCAUUCCGCCAAAUAUGUGAAUUGAAAAAUCAUAUGCGACGUCACACUGGAGAAAAGCCUUACAAGUGCUCAUACUGCGAUCGGCAUUUUAUAGAUCGUAGCGAAAAACAUCGACAUGAGCGUGUUCAUACAAAUACACGACCAUAUGUGUGUAGCGUUUGCGGUAAAAGCUUUAUGUAUUCUGCUAUACUAAAGAACCACUCAAAACUGCACUCCGGUAAAAAAGAUUUCAAUUGUAUGGUUUGUCAGAAAGCAUUCACUCUUCAGCAUCAGUUGAAGGCACAUUUACAAACUAUAACUCAUAAACAAAAGGAAGCGCAUUAUGUAUCUGUUGGCUAUGAAGUCAUUUAUGAAUGAAUUACUACGAAUAUCUUCACAUUCUACCACAAUUUGAUUCUUGUUAUUUUUAAAAUCCAAGUUAUAAAGUAAAACUAUUGUUAAAUAUUUUGUAUGACUUGAAUGUAAUAAUAUCGAUCUUUACACUUGACAGACUUGCGUUGGAAAUAAACGCUAAAACUAUCAUUUAUGAUUGACAUAAAAUAAAAACAAAUCUGAG
Molecule: messenger RNA, 1558 nt
Organism: Ceratitis capitata (Mediterranean fruit fly)
Lineage: Eukaryota; Metazoa; Arthropoda; Insecta; Diptera; Tephritidae
Product: transcription factor Ouib
Exons: 5
Coding region: 208-1359 (383 amino acids)
Biological process (GO): regulation of transcription by RNA polymerase II
Cellular component (GO): nucleus
Molecular function (GO): zinc ion binding; DNA-binding transcription factor activity; RNA polymerase II cis-regulatory region sequence-specific DNA binding
Source: RefSeq, a predicted model, not a curated record